AUUUUUUCGUUUGGAGCGUGAGGCCCAUAUAAGUACUUCUUCUAGCCACGUUGGCGCACCGUCGCGCGAAAGUGAAGGAGAAGCAACAUAGACAUACACAGGAGCGCUUCCAUCCUUCACACUAAUGGUGCUCACAAACGUAGUAGUACCGGAAGAGAAUCGUCAUGGGGAUGGUGUUCUGGCUCUUCUCGGUUCUGUUAAGCACCCUAACAACCCUCCUCAUCGCCGUCUCACGCCACCAGCGACUAGUCUGCCUCUCCCUAAACGGCCCACAAUGCACACUGACGCUGCGCUUCUUUCCAAAAGGGAACAAGCUGCACCAGGGGCUACCGCAAGAGCAGUGCCAGGCGGUGGAAAGUACAACCGAAGAGUCCGAUUCCACCGCGGAACAAGCUAUGGGAGCGUCUGAGCGAUUAUCUAGUUUUUUAUUCAAAAAAACCUCUUCAAAGCUUUUAAAUAGCAACUUUCCGCUCGCGAUUGGGGCGCGGAAGCGUCGUCAUCGGGAAACGGCACAGGUGAGUUUGAAGGCGGUGCCCAGAAUUGAUAUCAUGUUGAAGCAUCUAGAUGGAGCCCCAACUUGAACUAGCUAUACUCAGGAUGCCAAUUUGAUUGAAGAGACAGGUUAAAUUAGAGCUGUUUGCUCCUUGUUUGUGUAGAUGGUCCAGACGCUUACCCGGCCCUAGGUGACCACGAAACCGGAACGGGGCCCGCCAGCAGCCGCGUCGCGACUCGGCCCCGACGACAUUUGCUGCGCCAAGUGCCUCAGGUAGAGAGUCCAGCCUUGUGCGGCAGUUCUAUCCUUCUGAAGAAUCCAGAUAGGCCCCACCUUGGGCUCGCUACUUUGGAGCGUGGGCUUCCUUUCAAGACAUGGGCGAAAAUAUCGGAAGCCGGUAAUGGUCAGGGGCGCUGGAAGCUUUAGGCUUUUUCCGCCCUGCACAUCCUGCCCACCUAAGAAUACGAAGCCACUCGUGUUUCGACACGCGGGGCCCCGGGUCGUUUUGGUGGCGGGCUUCCCUGGUUCGCCGCCGGAUACAGCUACGCUCGUCGUCUGAAACGGGCGCUACUCUAAACGCAUCCGCCAUAUAAGAGCCGCACGCAACUCAGCGGGCUUGAGUUGAGGCCUCAUGUGCAUGCCCGUAAUUGACACAAACUCCGCACACCGGUGAAAACCUUACCAGAACCGCACCCCUUUGGCGAUGUUUCCGGGCGCGAAUAAAAAUGAGAAGGGUCCCGGCGAUGUAGGUUGGAGGCGAAGCACGUACUGGCAGCACACCAAAAUACCUCCGCAGACACUGCAAAUAAAAGCAGGCCUUUUUCGAUUGCUCUGAAGUACAAAUCUCAAGCAUCCAGGUAGCUAGUUCAAGUCGGGGCUCCAUCCAGAUAUUUAAUUUCGACACCCCAGCCAGAAGCUCCGUCUUCCGUUCUCCAGACGGAUCCGAAAUGAUCACCGUUUCGCAAGUUUCGCCAUCAAUAAAGUUGCUAUCUAAAAGCUCUAAAAUGAUUUUUUUGAAUAAAAAAUUAGAUAAUCGCUCAGACGGUCCCAUACAAGCGAAGGCGCUGGAAAGUACCGAAGAGUCCGAUUCCACCGCGGAACAAGCGAAGGCAAAACGAGCGGAAGAGGCAAAAUCCCUGCUCGGGGCCGGGCUAACAAGGAGAGAGGCUGCGGUAGAGGCCGGGAUGAAAAGUCCGUUGCUAGCAGCACUAGCAGGAAGUCCAGGUCUAUCGACGUCACAUGUUGACAACGCCGUCGCACUCGGAAGUACUGCACCAACUGCUACAUCUACUACCUCGCCUACCGCAGUACAACAAUCAUCGAAGGCCACUUCUCCCACUGGUCGUCGAGGUUCUACUUCCCGUGUCCGCUGCAUCGGGAAUUUUGACUCCGUCUUAGGUACGUACGAGAAGGUAUGAGGGUGCACAACUCCUCCCCUCCUCAUUAGUAUAGCAUGAACGGCAAUACAAGCAUUAGCAAGACUGCUGGCUUUGCAUGACAAAUGUUCUUCACAGGAGUGUCGUGCCGUUUGGGGUUCCGGAGUUUGUCAUGCAAACAGUGCCAAGAGGCACAGACUGGAUUUGGUGUUUUGCAUGACAAAUGAGGGGGAGGGGGGGUUGCGCACUGUCAUAGAAGGAAAGAGGCUGGUUCCAAACGGCGGCCGAUGCGGCAAACGCGCGGCAGUGCCUGUUUUCUGAUGUGUGCUACGACUUGAAGGUGGAAGAUUGGGUGUUUUACACGACACGAAGAAAUGCUCGUGCAGGAGCAGGACUACUGCAUCAGAGUCAGACAGCACUACCUGACAUCCGUUCCUUCGAUGCCAAUACUGGGCCGCAAUACAAAUUCCGACAUAGGAAAGCCGAGGGGGACAAUCACGACGCGGAUUUCGUUCCCCUUGGCCACGGAUUUUCCGUGUCAGAGGAUUUGCAGCCGGAAAAGCGGUAUGCAUUGCAAAAGCAACGUACUAGUUGAUGUACGAAUUGCAUUACAAGUUUUAUUCGCAGCAUGAAAAGUGGAGUUUGUAGUGCUGCUCUACCUUGUGAAGCAGAGUUGUCAUGCACAUCUGCAAUUGGUACGGGCACGAACACGUUGCUCUUGCAAUGCAUAAGCGGAAGGCCUGGCGGUUCAGCAGCCACUAUCGAACGGCAAGUACAGGCACUGCGACUUUAUCUUCACUGGAAGAUGAUACCGGCGGCCCUUCGGAAGGAGAUCAGAAAAGCACAACGUUCCCGCGUUCCUUCACGCCGAUGAUAGUAGAAGCAGGCACGACGACGAAAACAAAGUUCCUCGACGAUGGCGUUUACAUGCUGACCCAACCCAAGUACCUUGACAACGUGGGCCACGCGCUGGAAGACGGCGUCAUGAACCUCCUUGCCACGCUCUUCAAGUUUGGCGUGUACACUCCCUGUCCGAACAUCAUUCUGGUCCAGAGCUGCGCGGAGCUGUUUCUGCGCGAGGCGAAGGGGGAGAAAAGAACGAAGUUGUGUCAGAAGUUUGUGAAGGAUUUUUUCGGCGUUUUGAGUGGCAACUGCACUGACACAUCGGCAGCCGCAGCGACCACUGCGAAAAACAACAAUAACCCGCAAAUAUUAAGCCAGCAAAGUUCUACUGGCGCGCUGCAACUUAUGGGAGUGUCAGGAUCGAAAUCGACAAUAUCGAAAAAUUUGUAAUGCAUAAAAUGGAUUCCAGUUCGAACCCAGUUUCUAAGUGGCGCAUGACAAAUUCUGGUGGUGCCUAAUUCCAGUUUGUAAUGCUGUUUAGGCAAAGAAGGCUGAUUCUCUCAUGCUGCUUUAGCAGCUCGAGCUAUAACGCCAAACAGGCUUACAAUCGGCCUCACUUGCCUGCUCUGCAACACACGUACUUCGCGUCAUGCAUUUUAUGCAUCACAAAUUUUUCGACUUUGUCGAUUUCGAUCCUGACAGUUCCAUACAACUGUGGGACGUGCUCCGCACCGCGAAGGAAGAGCAGUACGACCAAGUCUGCUAUCAAAUGCAAAUAUGUCUGGGUUCGGAAGGUCGCAAUUUGUCAUGCUGUUUAUGGAUUUUAAAAAAAUUUGUAUUGCAUGACCAGCAAGAGCGGUCCAGUUCGUGCUACGCGGACAGGGCGUUUCUCAUGCGGAAGGCGUAUCAAGAAGGGUUCUAAAAAUCUGUGAUGGUAGGUCAUACAGCACAGACAAUCAUGGGUCAUGAGAAAUAUGCAUGCCAAGUCUUGCACUCUUCCAGACCCAGACAUAGUAUUUGGAGUUGAUAUCUGCUUCAAAAACCUAGUCGUCGGCGGCUCGCACAGCGUCUAUCAGCGGUGGUCAGGUCUAGCGACGGACGGGAAGGAGCCUUUUCUCCGCCUUUUGCGGGCGAAAUUCUACGCGUAUUUCGGGUUACCGGUGGAUGGAAAUAGGCCGAAAACGCAUCAAAUUGUACUGGUCAAGAAAACGGGGAAAGCUGGGUCGGAGGGCAAAGCGAAAAAUAGUCGGGCGAUCGCGAAUUUUCAGCAGGUGCAUGACUACUUGGUACAACGGUAUAAGGGCGGGAGUAAAAAACCCGCAUCAAACACAGCUGCGGAACCUGGAGUUGUCGUCCCUACACUUGGACUUCCCCCUUCCACAUCAACUGCUCCCGCCGAAGCAGCUUCUGCUAGCCAUAUUUCACGUUUUUGCGUCACUUCCUGGUCAGAGCUUUCGUUGAAGAACCAGCUUCAAGUGCUCCAGAAAACCACUGUGGUCAUCUCGCCCGCUGGGGGCAUUUCCGGGCUCCUACCAUUCCUCCCAGACGGGUCAUAUGCGAUUCUGCUGAAUUACCAGGAAUCACUGUCGCAAUUCCCAAUGGGGGUGACACUCAGUUUUUUCGCCGGGUUUUUGUCGAAAGUUGCGGACUAUUUUAUUUCGUCAAAAAAGACUACGCCAACUGAUGGCAGCAGGAGCAGCAGUGGGGCAUCAGAUCCUGCUUCCGAUAUUAGGGCAAUAGAACAGAAAAUUUCAUCCUAUCAAACCAUGAACCCGCUCCACCGCUGGUUCCCUUCCUACCAGCGGUUUUUCCGCGGGUGGGGCUUUCACGGAGAGUGUCCGGGGUGCUCGUGGACGAUGGAGGCAGAAUUGUGGCAGCACGUGCCAUGGGUUGAGAAAUUGUUUUACCAAACGUGGGACACAUCGGGUGACCGAAGUGCGGACGUGGUCGUUGAUGUCAAACGCAUGGAGCAGCUCUUGCAGCAAGCGCUGCGGAAUUACGAAUUUGGAUAAAGAUGGAGAAGCGAUUAUUUGUACACGCAUACUGCAUGAGUACAACGAUUACAAUAGAUACCUCCUGCUUGGCGACUUGUUCG
This is a messenger RNA of Amoebophrya sp. A120, 4807 nucleotides long. Lineage: Eukaryota; Dinophyceae; Syndiniales; Amoebophryaceae. The record is from the annotation of a GenBank genome assembly.